UGCAGCUGCAUGAGGAGGCACUGUUUUCUCUCAGCUGGAGUGCUCCCCAGGAGCCAGCCCCAGCCUCAGAAAAGAUGCUUUCUCUGCGGACCCUCUGCCUGCUCCUGAGCGUGGUCGGCACAGUCUGGACCGGGGAUACUGGAGGAGACUUUUUAGCAGAAGGAGGAGGCGUGCGUGGCCCAAGACUCAUGGAGAAGCAGCAGUCUGCCUGCAAAGAGACUGGCUGGCCCUUCUGUGCUGAUGAAGACUGGGGAUACAAAUGCCCUUCUGGAUGCAGGAUGAAAGGAUUGAUUGAUGAGGUCAAUCAAGAUUUUACAAACAGAAUAAACAAGCUGAAAAAUGCGUUAUCUAAUUAUCAAAAGAACAAUAAAGAUUCAAAUACAUAUAGGAAUAUAAUGGAGAUUUUAAGAGGGGACUUUGCUAAAGCCAACAACAAGGACAACACAUAUAACCAAGUGUCAGAAGACCUGAGAAGCAGAAUUGAGGUUCUGAGGCGCAAAGUCAUUGAGAAAGCACAGCAAAUCCAGCUUCUGCAGAACAACGUCAGGGCCCAGCUGAUAGACAUGAAGCGCUUGGAGGUGGACAUUGAUAUUAAGAUCCGGUCUUGCAAGGGGUCCUGCAGCAGGGCUUUGUCUCGGGAGGUCAAUCUGAGGGAUUACGAAGACCAGCAGAAGCAGCUGGAGCAGGUCAUUGCCAAAGAGCUGCUUCCCCCUAGAGACAGGCAGUUCUUACCUCUGAUAAAGAUGAGGCCCGUGACAGACUUGAUUCCCGCGCGAUUCAAGAGCCAGAUUCAGCAAGCCCCGCCAGAGUGGAAGGCGUUGUCAGAGAUGCAGCAGAUGAGAAUGGAACUAGAGUGGCCUGGGAGGGGGGGCAGUAGUACUCGAGGAGACGCUGCAUCUUAUGGGACAGGGUCGGAGACGGAGGGGCCCAGGAACCCCGGGCCCGGCGCUGCUGGACACUGGACUCACGGGGCCUCCGGGCCUGGAGGCGAUGGAAGUCGGAGCCCAGCGAGCCCCGCCUCUGGCGGCCCUGCGUCCCGCGUGCCUAGCUACAGCGGGAGUCGCAACCCGGGAAGCGCGGCGGCCGGAAGUCUCAGGCCAGACAGCUCGGGCUACGGCAGCAGCCGGCCUGCCAACCCAGACUGGGGCGAGUUCGAAGAGGUACCAGGGAGCGCAAGCUCGGGAGGCCGGAAGGAGUACCACACCGAGAAGCUGGUCACCUCCAGGGGGGACAAGGAGCUCCUGAUCGGCAGCGAGAAGCUCACCUCUCCUGGCACGACCACCACUCGCCAUUCGUGCUCCAAAACCAUCAGUAAGACUGUGAUCGGUCCCGACGGGCGCAAGCAGGUGACCAAGGAGGUGGUGCACUCGGAAGACCCCGCCGACUGCGGCGGCGGCGCGGACCUGGACUUGCUGCGCGGCUUCAGCGCGCACGGCAGCCUGGACGACUUCGCCCUGCGGCACCCCGGCGAGGCCGCCUUCUUCGACACGGCUUCGGGGGGCAAAGGGGCAGCUUUCUCACCCUCCACCUCCUUCAAGGAGUACGGAGGCAAGACCCAGUCGCUGGGCACGGACUCAGCCUUCUUCCCCGGCGGCGACACGGGCUCGCAUACCUUCGGGGUCCCCGAGUACUCGAGCAGCGGCAGCACGAGUCACCGAAAGCAGGUCGUAAGCAGCAGCACCUCGUACAGUAAAGGAGGCUCCACCUUUGAGGCCAAGAGCUUUAAAAUGGCAGAUGAGGCCGGAGGAGAGCUGGAUUACGACGAGGCAGGAGAGGAACACAGCGUCAAGAGAGGCUAUGCUAAAGCUCGACCUUCCCGAGACUGUGGUGAUGUUCUCCAAACACAUCCAUCAGGUGCCCAGAGUGGCAUUUUCAGUAUCAAGCCUCCAGGAUCCAGUAAGAUUUUUUCUGUUUAUUGCGAUCAAGAGACCGCUUUGGGAGGAUGGCUUUUGAUCCAGCAGAGAGUGGAUGGCUCACUGAAUUUUAACCGGACCUGGCAAGACUACAAGAGAGGUUUCGGCAACCUGAAUGGCAGAGGAGAAGGAGAGUUCUGGCUAGGCAAUGACCGUCUCCACUUACUCACUCGGCAGGGCUCGGUGCUCAGGGUUGAGUUAGAGGACUGGGCCGGGAAGGGGGCGUUUGCAGAGUAUCGCUUGCGGGUGGGCUCUGAGGCGGAAGGCUACGCCCUGGAGGUCUCCUCCUACCAGGGCACUGCUGGCGAUGCCCUGAUUGAGGGUUCUGCAGAAGAAGGGGCAGAGUACACGUCUCACAAUGGCAUGCAGUUCAGUACCUUUGACAAGGAUGCAGACCAGUGGGAAGAGAACUGUGCUGAAAUCUAUGGAGGAGGCUGGUGGUACAACAAUUGCCAGGCAGCCAAUCUCAAUGGCAUCUACUACCCUGGAGGCACCUAUGACCCCAGGGACAACAGCCCCUAUGAGAUCGAGAAUGGGGUUGUCUGGAGUCCCUUUAAAGGAGCAGACUAUUCCCUCAGAGUUGUUCGCAUGAAAAUAAGGCCAGUGGCAACCUAAGGGGUGAUGCGGUGGCAGGGGGAGAUUCAGUGUCUAUCCUUCAGCAAAAUGGAGAGAAAAUGAUGAUACAAGGAGUCAAGAGUCUUGACAACCUACUGAAAGUUUUCCAGGUGCUAUUUUAUUAUUCUUUGUACUGUAGCUAAAUGAAACUGAGAUAUAUCAGUGCUUUGAAAAAUAAAGUACACAAGCAUUUUGUACCUUUAAA
This is a messenger RNA of Octodon degus (degu), 2733 nucleotides long. It is a transcript of the gene Fga, whose product is annotated as fibrinogen alpha chain. Lineage: Eukaryota; Metazoa; Chordata; Mammalia; Rodentia; Octodontidae. The transcript has 6 exons. Gene Ontology annotation, biological process: platelet aggregation; blood coagulation, common pathway; negative regulation of extrinsic apoptotic signaling pathway via death domain receptors. Gene Ontology annotation, molecular function: extracellular matrix structural constituent; signaling receptor binding. The record is from RefSeq and is a predicted model, not a curated record. Bases 75 to 2528 code for a protein of 817 amino acids. Gene Ontology annotation, cellular component: fibrinogen complex.